AGCGGUAGAGCCAGGGGUCUUAUUUAAAUUGGUGGUGUGGUUAUUCCACGCAGCGGCAGUGAAAAAUGGGCUUGAGGGGUAGGGGAAAAAGAUAGGAGAUAAAUCCUAGGUGGGACUCCAGCCAGGGCUCGGUGCAACUGGAAACACCUUGGAUAAGUUCUCAGGUGUCCACGCUGCCUCCGAGUAGGGACAAGUCCCCCUGUCCCCAUCCUGGCAGCAGCCUCUGCCUCCCCAAGUGCCGGUGGGCACGUCCUGGCAUUGAGUUUCGGAAGGCGCGUGCUUGCACUCUCUUGGGCUCAUUUGCACGCUUGCUUGCUCCUCUCCAUCGCAUGGAGGUGCCCGUUCCUCUCUGCUGCCCACAGCCAGGCCAGCGUGGCUGGAACAGCCUCAGGUUUGAGUUUUGAGGAGCCAGGUGGGAUCCCUCAGUGAUGGAGGAGGUAUCCGUCCUGGAAGAGGAAGGACAUGACAGCAGCAUCAACGCCUGCAGGGAGAUGACAAAUUCUCAUCUGUUUUCUUGUGAUGAUGGAGGAUAAUCUGGCUUUUCUUGUCCCGGGGACUGUGCAAGUGAACCUGGGGGUGAGAACCGGUCCCACCAAGGCAGGGCAGGAUGUGACACCUGCUGGUGAUGGGGCAACAGCUGCCCAGACGUGGUGUGAUGACCACAAGCCCUGUGGGGAUGAGCUCUGAACCCCAAACACCUCCAUUGUAGGUAGAUAUGGGACUGGAUACCAGGCAUGGCCAACGCGUCCUGCCAACCAAGCCCUGCAACACUGGGUGCUGGCACAGUCACCACUCUUGAUGACCACAGAGUCAUCAAGCAAGGGCACAGGGCUGUCACCACCCUCAGCAGCAGAGCCGGCGUUGAGUGGGAAGAGCCGAGGCUGGAUCUGGGCGCACAACGGCCCCUUUUCAGUCCCACCGGAUGCGGCAGCGAGAUGCCGGAUGGUGCUGAGCCCUCCCCGGCACAACCACAGCAUCCGCUCACCCAGCUGGGUGCAGCAGGAUGGCACUCAACGGGUGACACCACCUGUCAGCCCCCCAUAGGCGGGGGGUGUGGCAGGGACCCCCAAAUUCCUCGGCACAGCUGGUGGGUGGAGGUGAAGGCCGGCAGUAGUGCAGUGGCGCCACCGUUAUCACACCGAGGAGCGCAAAUAUUGCUGCCAUUAAGGCCAUAAAAGGCACGUAGAUACGGCGAGCAGUGGGAGGCUGUGGGAAGGAUGGAGUAGAGCCUUCAGAAGCUGUCGGGACAGCCCAGGGAACAGGCAGCCGCGUUGGGGUGCGGGACUGAGCCCCCACCGCAGCGCUCCCCGCCUUGAGGCCAGCGAUACAGAGCCGGGAUCCCAGUGAUGCCAUAAAGACCACGACUGGUGGCGAGGCUUUGGACAAGCCGGUGUUUGCGGGGAGCUGCCCAGGACGAGUUUAUUCCAUGUCGGAGCAGCAUCGGCACCCCCACCCCACGCCAGCCCAGGAGAGGAGAGAGACGGCUCGCCGAGAGCAGCUUAAGCAAAGGAAAAGGUGACCAGGAUGCUACACCAUGGGAAGCACUGGAGGUCCAUGUGCAAGGGGCUCGUCCUAGGGACCCUCCUGACCAGCUUUAUGCUGCUGCUCUACUCCUACGCAGUCCCCCCGCUGCAAGUCAGCGUGACAGAGAUCCCCGUCCCCUCUUCCUGCUCCUCCUACUCGGUGCCCCGCAAGGUGCCAGCAGUAGCCAAUGGCACGGACGGCCCCACGGGACGGAGCUGCGUGCACAAGCUGAACGUCAUGUUCAUGAAGACACACAAGACAGCCAGCAGCACCAUCCUCAACAUCCUCUUCCGCUUCGGGGAGAAGCAUCGCUUGAAAUUCGCCUUCCCUAAUGGCCGCAAUGACUUCUUCUACCCCUCCUACUUUGAGCGCAGCCAAGUGCAGCACUACCAUCCGGGCGCGUGCUUCAACAUCAUCUGCAACCAUAUGCGCUUCCAGUACGAGGAGGUGCGCAAGCUCCUGCCGGCUGACACCAUCUUUGUCACGGUGCUGCGGGACCCUGCCUACCUCUUCGAGUCCUCUUUCCACUACUUUGGGCCUGUCAUUCCCCUCACCUGGAAGCUGACGGGGGAGGACAAGCUGGCAGAGUUCCUCCGGGACCCCUGGCACUACUAUGACCCCAAUGGGUUCAACGCCCACUACCUCCAAAACCUCCUCUUCUUCGACUUGGGCUACGACAACAACAUGAACGCUAACAGCCCACUGGUGGAGGAGCACAUCCAGGAGAUAGACCGCCGUUUCCACCUCGUCAUGUUGCUCGAGUACUUUGAUGAGUCCCUGGUGCUGCUAAAGGACCUGCUGUGCUGGCAGCUGGAGGAUGUCCUCUACUUCAAGCUCAAUGCUCGGAAGGGUUCCACUGUCUCCCGGCUGACACCUGAGCUCUAUGAGAAGGCCACCUCCUGGAACCUCAUCGAUGCCAAGCUCUACCGUUAUUUUAAUGCUACCUUCUGGCGUAAAGUGGAGGCCUACGGGAGGGAGCGGAUGGCCAAGGACGUGGCCAAGCUGCAGGAGGAGAAUGAGAAGAUGAAAAGCAUCUGCAUCGAUGGGGGACAUGCCGUGGACGCCAGCGCCAUCCAAGAAUCCUCCAUGCAACCCUGGCAGCCGCUGGGGGAGAAGUCAAUCCUGGGCUACAACUUGAAGAAGAAGAUCAACAAGAAGCACCAGAAACUGUGCCGCAAGAUGCUGACACCUGAAAUCCAGUACCUGACUGACCUGGGGGCCAACCUCUGGAUCACCAAGCUGUGGAGCCAUGUGCGGGACUUCCUGAAGUGGUAGGGGGUGGCGGGUGCUCCACUCCCUCCAGCAAUGAACCAGGUGCUUUCCCUUUCCUUAUUCAUGGUGUCUUUUGGUUGGACAUGAGCAGAACAAGCUGAAGGCUCUGCAAACACCCAAAGAACCCUCCAUCACCUUCCUGCUGAGUCCCUACUUGGGCAGGAGCCCAUGGUGGGGCUGCUGUCACCCACCAGCAGGGAGAAAGGAGGCCCCAACCCGGGCUCCAAGGGGUUGGGGAUUGAGAGCUGGUGGGCGUUCCAGCACAAUACAGUCUUCCUUCCCCAUGGAAAGGCCAGAGAAAGUGUUUGUGAAGGACACAGCUUCAUCACAAUGAGAGCAGGACAUCCAUCACCACAUUGCCGCGGUGUGGGCAAGGAUGGACCUGGCCAGUGGUGGCGGGGGGUUCUCCUCACCCAGGGUGGGCAGAGCUGCCGGCAGGGAAGCCGAACCCCGAGGAGCCCCUCAUACCACUUUGUUUCCCCCAAGCCCUUCUUCCGGGGCCAUGGGUCAGAGCCUGCCCAUGGGUUUGAUGAGCAUAGGGCAUCCUCAGCCUUCCACCAGUCCAUGGCAGGUCAUGAUCUGGAGCAGCCAAAAGUUUUGGUGGUGACCACACUUGGGUUUGGAGGACAGAAAACCACCCCAAAAGCCCCAGUGUUUAUCAAUGGGCUCAUGGGCCCCGUGGGCAAAGGGUGUCUGUGCAGGCCCCCCUGCAGCCUCCCGUUGCCCAGGUUAGAGGGCCCUGUGGCUCUGGUCCCUGCAGAGGACAUCUCAGGAGGCCCAUGGGGUCUGGUGAGAACUGGUGUGGGGAGGAGGUGGGGAGUGAGGUCUGUCCCGGUGAUGCCAUCCCCCAGGUGCAAGGGAGUUGCCAAGGAUGGAGUCCCAUCAGGACCCAGGCUGGUGGGGGCAGCCCCAUGCCAGGAACAGUCCCAUGGCGGGGACAACCCCAUGGAGCGGGGAUAGCCCCAUGGAGGAGGACAUCCCCAUGGAGGAGACAUCCCUGUGGAGGAGGACAGCCCCAGAGAGAAGGGGACAACCCCAUGGCAGGGACAGCCCUCAGGCAUCCCGGCUGGGCUGGAUGACACCGGCAAUACAGUGUCCUGCCAAGAGCAGCCCUGGCUGGGCACGGAGGUGGCACCUGCAGCUGAGCCUGCCCGGUGGCCAAGGGACCCGCGCGACCCCAGCCCUGUUCUGCUCACUUUGUAAAGACCUGAAAUAAAAA
Molecule: messenger RNA, 4015 nt
Organism: Cuculus canorus (common cuckoo)
Lineage: Eukaryota; Metazoa; Chordata; Aves; Cuculiformes; Cuculidae
Gene: GAL3ST1
Product: galactose-3-O-sulfotransferase 1
Exons: 4
Coding region: 1525-2799 (424 amino acids)
Biological process (GO): galactosylceramide biosynthetic process; myelination
Cellular component (GO): membrane
Molecular function (GO): galactosylceramide sulfotransferase activity
Source: RefSeq, a predicted model, not a curated record